Molecule: messenger RNA, 2791 nt
Organism: Astrephomene gubernaculifera
Lineage: Eukaryota; Viridiplantae; Chlorophyta; Chlorophyceae; Chlamydomonadales; Astrephomenaceae
Source: the annotation of a GenBank genome assembly
CUCAUACACAACGGUAAUAGUACAGCAUGCCAUCACGCCUGUCUCUCAAUCCCUGCUCAUAAGAGAUAUGUAGACUUGGCUGUGUGACACUCAUGUGAAUGGGUUCAUAUCCCUGCAAUCGCUACUGUCGCCCAGACUAUCCUCCUUUAUAUGUUAACGACUAGAAUGCAAAGCGUACUAAAGCGCCCCUUCGAGCUUAGGUCGAGGUGUCGCGGGACCUUACAGCAACCGCCAGUGAAUUGCCUUCGCACCAAAGCACGUUCAUUCAGGCACCCACACUACUUCCGGGUGAUUAGUCAUGCAGCAAGACAUGAUGCCAUUGUUGGGGAUCUUGCGGCAAAUGCUUCUAGCGGCGUUUUCAUGGGGAGCUCGUCCAUGGAAGAAACGCAAAGGAGGGCGUUUGUCAUGCAAGACACCUGCAGCUUCCUGGCUUCGGACCUGAAGCUGCUCUUCGAGAAGGGAGAGAUUACGGAGUCGCGCUACGCCUCAAAUAUCGCAUUCGAGGACCCCAUCUCCAAGUACGACAGCCGCGACGGAUACGUCUUCAACAUCCGGCUGCUGCGCACCCUCUUCGACAUCGCCUUCGACCUGCACUCCAUCGCCGUCACCGGCCCCGACUGCAUCACGGCGCGCUGGACCAUGCACAUGCGGCCGGGGCUGCUGCCCUGGCGCCCCAACCUCACCAUCACCGGCCGCACGGUGUACCGGGUGGACCCGCGCAGCGGCGUCAUCCUGAGCCACACCGACUACUGGGAUGCGCUGAAGCGCAACACCUUCCUGAGCCUGGAGGGGGUGGUGCACGUGCUCCGCAUGGUCACCCAGCUGCAGCUUACACCCGCCGUGGAGACACCCAAGUACACGGUACUCAGGAAGUUCAAGGAGUAUGAGAUCCGGCGCUAUGAGCCGUACCUGGUGGCGGAGGUGCCCAUGACCCAUGGGUCGGGCCCCGCCAGCGGCUCGGGCUUCUCGGAACUGGCCGGCUACCUGUUUGGCGGCAACGCUGUGGGGCUGGAGCUGCAGAUGACGACACCGGUGCUGACUCGGGUGGAGGCGGCGCAGCGGAACGAGAGCGUGGCCAUGCAGUUUGUGAUGGAGCGGAGGUACCCCGACGUCUCCUCGCUGCCCGCCCCCUCCAACCCGCGCAUCGCCACCCGGCGCCAGGAGGGCGGCUUCGCGGCGGCACUCACCUUCCCAGGCUGGCCCCUGGACUUCGAGGUAGUCCGGGCGGAGCGGCAGCUGCGGGACCUGCUGCUGCGCGACGGCCUGCUGCCCGCCCCUGCGCCCGCGCCCGGCUACCUGCUGGCGCGCUACAACGAUCCCGGCACGCCGCCCGCACUGCGCCGGAAUGAGGUGCUCAUUCAGCUGGAGGGCUUCAAGUGGCCGCCGGAGGAGGGGCAGGAGUAGCGGGGGAGGGAGGAAGACGGAUACCAUGAGGCGGAGUACUGGGAGGAAGAGCAGAGCGCUGGGAGCGGCAAGAGGAGCGCUCGGGGGGCGUGAGAUGAUGGCUGCAGCGGCUAGGAUGAGUUGAUUGCCGCGGCCAGCGACUGAGCCAUUUGCUGCGGCUGGCUAGCCUGGCUGCCCUGAGGUGUGUAUUAUGGUUUGCAAGGCGGAUUGCAGUUGAAGCUGCUCGAGCUUCUCAUGUCGGCUCGCAUGUCAUUCAUGAACCCAUGUUGGCUGCGGAGGUUGUCGUGGAGGCAGGUGGGUUGCAGGUGAGCGUUGGCGCAGUGGAGGCGGAUGCCGGGGAGUGUUCGUGGCGCUGGCCGCCGCGUGUGCGAGCAGCAGCAGCAGUUCAGGGACAGGGAUGCAUGGGGGCAUACCUGCAGACAGGCGUUUCCCGGCAGCAUAAUGUCAUAUGACGCCGGAGCGGUCCAUGUGAGGAGCGGCGGCUGCUGAGAAACAGGGUCCUUACCGCGGGAACACGCAAGAAUGCAUGCACGGCUAACGGUGCAGGGCGUGAUAUCUUAUAUGGAAGAGAGCUACGAGACCGAUGCCCAUAACCGAUGGGCAAAGGGAGGCAUUGCAACCUCUGCAAUUGCAGGAGGGCGAAGAGGUUGAGAGAGCCGAGGGGGUGGCAGCGACGUCAUCGCAUGUGGAGCGAUGGCAGUGCGUGCAACUGUGUGCUGUAGAGGAGGGUAUCGGCAUUGUUGGUCUUCCAUGCUGCAUCGAGGAAAGGAGUUCGAAAUGAUUCUGGAGUUGCUGAAGGAGAGGCCGUCAAGAUCCUGGUCGGGGUGAGCAGCAAAUACGGCAUGCACUAGGUGCUACGCCACGUGUCGUUGUCUAGUUUGUCGUUGUGGAAGGAUUAUUGUCGUUGUGACGGUGGUAUGGUAGUCUGGAAUGCUAUGUUUGGGCAGGUACCGUUAACGUUUGCCCGUGUCUGUUUCAGCGGCGGACGGGAAGGGUUCUUGCCGUACAUCGUGUGCCCUACCAGGGUUACCACGCUGUGUUGCGCCUUGCACUCGUGACGCACUUGGUUUUGUACCUCGUGGAUGUUGACCGAAUAGUUUGCUGUUACAGUGGUUCACACUGUCCAUUGUAGCAGGUGUUUCCUAUGCAUGUCGUAGAUGGGGUAAAUUUGGCAUGUAACCACGUUGUCAGGUGUUCUUGAGGGAAGUCUUCGAAGGGCCGAAUAACAUAACAGAGCCAUAAUGCAUAUGUUACAUACAGAGACGGCACGAAGCAUUCUUAGGGGAAGGCAAAGGGCCCACAUCGGAAAAAUAAGAGUGGGUGGAUAGAAGACGUGGACUGGGGUUGGUGGUUGGUGCAUAUCUGUUGGACAUAUGUAGGUACUAGG